Messenger RNA from Funneliformis caledonium, 1705 nucleotides. NCBI's taxonomy places the organism in Eukaryota, Fungi, Glomeromycota, Glomeromycetes, Glomerales, Glomeraceae. The record is from the annotation of a GenBank genome assembly.
AUGGGCGAAAGAGUUGAUAACGGAUUUCGUGAAACCUUUCAUGGAACAAGGAACCGUAAUUCCGUUCGGUCCCACGGGCAAAAUGGUGACCCUUCCUCACAGUCGCUCGAUAUUAAUAAUAACGGUAUGGGAUGCGAUCUGCCUAUUAUGGUCGUAUCACGUAAUGAAUCAACUUCAGCUUCUCAGGAAGAAAGAUUUGAAAAAUUUCCAAGCCCAAAAGGUAUUUCUUCUCGAGAAACUGGCUCUCCUUGCCGACAAGAUAACAAUGAUGGAAACGGAUGUGGAAGGUCUCCCGACCACAAUAAAUAUAACGAUUUCAACAAAAAAAUUACAAAAGAAGAAAUGUCAGAAACGACGAAGUCGGAGAAUGAAGAUAAUAAAAUGUAUGUUCGGGGUAUCUAUUCGUACUGGGAAGAAAGACAGGGAACUAGUAAAGCAGGAACAAAAAGAAAUGAGCAAGAUUAUAUUCCAAAACAACAAAUUGGCGGCGGAAUCGAGGACGAAUACAAUCAAAGCAUUGAAGGGGUGUCGUUUGGAUGCUGUCCUAACAAAGAAAGAAUCCGAAUUAUGCAGGCAUCCCUGGGGGAAUUGUGCCGAAACGGUGCCUUGGAUAGCACUCCAUGGACAGAAAUUCCGAAGAAACCGUGUAAACUUAUAUUCCCAGACAAUAAUGAUAGAGAAUCAGAAGAUCAAGCCUCCAUGUCUCAAGUGCAAGUGGGUAGCGAGGAUGAUGAAAUGCUGGGGCUUCGCAACGAUCCGAGUAAUUCAUUAAUGUUGGUUGAAAUGAUCGCAUGUGAAUCUGAUAUUUGUCGUAUUGCAUCUUAUAUUGGUCUUGAAAUCAAAGCUAAAGCACCUUUAGAAGAUCUUAUCAUUUAUAUGGAACGUGUUAAACGGUAUGGUUUCAAUCAUAUCAUUAUCAUUGGGGAACUUUAUUGUGGAAUGCUUUUUCUAGACUGUUACGGUCGUUUAUUUGAAUGGAACCAUAUGGAAUAUUUGUUAUUGCCACUUGGGGAUUACUUGAAAAAGGAUUUUCAGCUCGAUCCAGCUGUGGCAUGGGGAACAGCAGAUGGAUUUGUAUUUGAGAUUAGGAUCAGACAGGCAGAAACAAAUCCUUUUACUCUUACAUGCCCUUCGUGUGAGAUAAUCAUUACAUUGACUAGAGAAGAAGCAGUACUCGCCUCUGGAAAAUAUCAUCUUCAGAAAAAACAAACUGACACUGAACAGGAUGAUGAGGAGCUCAUGGCUUCGCUAGGAUUGGUAGAAGGUGACUCUCGUGCUGGUCAGGGGAGUCAGUCGAAGCAUGUCACUAUGAAGGAUCAGGAAACAAGCCCAAUCGUGAUUGAGGAUGAUGCUUCUGAAAAUAAUGAUGAUGAAAGGACACCAGAUGCAUCAAACCGCUCCGCCAAUGUACAAGAUAAUUUGGAGAAUACACCUAAUGAAAAUAGUGGAAAUGAUUCUCAGGAUUCAGCUACGAAUGAUGGGAAUAACACUACUCAAACUCGGCCAUUGAGACGUUCGCCAAGGCGUUCAUCAAGACAAUCAGUUACCUUUGGAAACAACACCCGUGAGCACAAUAUCUUGCAGGGCUUAUUGCAAGAAUUAUCUACGCCUGUCAGGGGAGAAUCUAUCGAGAAUAAUGAAGUUGCUGAAGAUGAUUCGGAAGCUUCAAUGCCAAAGGCUUUAGCCCGUCUGUUUCAAAAAGCUU